This is a messenger RNA of Drosophila ananassae, 7407 nucleotides long. RefSeq lists its product as uncharacterized. The record is from RefSeq and is a predicted model, not a curated record. Lineage: Eukaryota; Metazoa; Arthropoda; Insecta; Diptera; Drosophilidae. Gene Ontology annotation, molecular function: cell-cell adhesion mediator activity. Gene Ontology annotation, biological process: homophilic cell-cell adhesion; dendrite self-avoidance; axon guidance. The transcript has 11 exons. Gene Ontology annotation, cellular component: axon; plasma membrane. The coding region runs from base 454 to 4425 and encodes 1323 amino acids.
GCACAGACCGUACAGUAAAAACACCCUGCAGUAUUCAAGAUUGAGUUUUUUGAGUUUCGGACGUUGACGCACACAGAGCUUUGGAUUCUAUGGACGGAAUGGAAUUCAGAGUGUUUGGACGUGUUUGCUCCGGUCGCGUAUUUUGCCGGCGCUUGCUAAUUUUGCGAGUGGCAGUGUAUGUUGUGUGUGCGGCAACAAACAAAAAUUAACAACAAAACCGAAUCACAACAACAAUAAAUGCGGCAUUGAAUUGUACGUUCCAAAAAUCAAUGUGAGAGAAAAAAAUUGAAUAAAAAUGACUGCCGGAAUGAUGAGCUUGUUAAUCAGAUCACAUAAAUUAUAAAUUGACAAAAAAAAAAAAAAAAAUAAAUAAGAAUAAGAAACGCGGUUGGGCCUUAAGAGAUUGGGGUAACCCCCAACCCGAAAAUCGGUGACAAAAACCGUCGAAUUGCAAUGUUUUUGUUUCAUAAUCGACGCCUCUUCGUGAUUCAAUUGAUCGAGAUCCUGCUGCUGCUGCUGCUACUGCUGCUAACCGACCACAAUGGACGACUGACACUUACCAAGGAGCCGACAACAGUUGCUGCCGUCACACAACCGAAGAACUCAUCCACCCUCAUACCGUUUCUACAAAUCCAGAAGCACGCCGUCACAAGACUGACCAUCAGCAAGCCCCAUACCUUCUACUAUCUGCCAUGCAUCCCCAUCCUCACGCCCUACAACUACUUCCAGGACAACCAGCCCAUCUACUGCACCUGGUAUCGGAAUGACGCGGUCAUCGAGCAAUUGUCCAUUCGCAAGAAUGAGUUUUUCAUCUUCGAGAAUGGAACGCUGCGUCUGCCGCCGAACGAGAAGGCCACCGGUGCCUAUCGAUGCAAGAUUGAGUGGGAUGAGUCGGCGGUAAUAUCCGACCUCAUCACCGUCGAAUAUCCAGUCCUCAAACGAGUCUUUUUGGGUCAACAGCAGCAGGCCAAUAUAAGUGCUGUGGAGGACAAGCCCCUUGUCCUGGACUGCCCCUUCCUGAGCGUUCCCCCCGCCCGUUUCAACUGGUAUUUUAACAACGAUUCCCUGGCUAAUGACAACAGUGCUCUUAUCCUGUCCAAUGGCACUCUGAUAUUGCGGAAAUUACGUCAGGAGCAAGCUGGAAAAUACAAAUGCGUGGCCCAGAAUACUUUUGCCAACAGGGGCCAUCGUCAGUUUAUCUGGCAGCUGCGCGUGGAGGCCAAAGGCGAGGAUACCGAAACUUUGGACCAGGAGGAGCCGGAUCAUCCGGAGACGGCGGUAUCGGAGGCCCAGCUACUGCCUGCUUUCCAGAAUGCCACCGUGUACGUGCCCGCCGGCGGGUCGGUGUUGCUGCAGUGCCACGCCGUGGCGGACUUUGUGUCCAUUGCGUGGUAUCUACAGCAUCCGAACAACACCGUAGUCCAACUAAGCAACAAUAGCGUAGCUCUGGCCAUCAAAAAUGCAAGUUACGAGCGCCACGAGGGUCACUACAGUUGCAUAACACCGCUGGAAACCCAGACGUUCCAGGUGAUAGUGACCACUCCGCCGAGAAUUGUUAGCCGAUUGCCUGUGGAACUGGUGUUCAUAAGCCUAUCGAAAACACUAACCUGCCGGGCGGAAGGUCAUCCGCAGCCCAGCAUCACUUGGUACCACAAUGGUGCUCAGUUAAAUAGCUCCUACACCCGUUACAUAAACGGCAACGAGCUUCACAUCCACUCUUUUGAUCCCAUGGAGGAGGGCAUCUACCAGUGCAUGGCGAGAAAUGUUGCUGGUGAGGACUCGGCAACUGGUGAGAUGCGCUUUAAGCCCCAACCGGAGCAGGCCAAUCCCCUGCAGAACAUUCGCUGCUAUCCGCAUAGCUUUCACACCAUUAAUAUAACCUUCGAUAGCCGGACACUGGAGUCCAUGUUUGUGGUCUACAUUGUGAGGAGUAAUCCGCAUAGCUGGAUGUCGUUUGCCCCAAUGAAACUGAACCAGACCUCGUUUGUGGUCAUAUCCACUCACCUGCCAGUGUAUCGACCCUUUGCCCUCAUAACCAGAUUCCUCUAUCCCACCUCCGAGGUGAGAUCUGGAACCGCAGUCCCGCAGCAAAUGAUUCUGAGUUCGCUGCGAAGUCCUCCGGUGACCUGCUGCACCCAGGGAUUAAUGCUGCGACCCAUAGCCGUGGGAAAUGAUACGUUUGUUAAAUGGUCCCAAGGCGAGUUGGAAAACAAAAAGUACUUCAUCCUACAGUUUUCCGUCAAUCAUACGCACCCGCAUCCCUCCCAGCUGCUGAAUGGACCUCUUCAUGGCACCCUAACGCCUGUGGAGGAGAAGGUGGACGAAGUGCGUCGCCAUUUGACGAUAAUCCAGCCCUUGAAUCAGACGGCGGCUGCCACAGUGCUGAGAAAUGCAGAGCACGAGGUAUUGGACAAUGAAGUGGAUGACAUGACGCUGGAGCUGGAAGAGGACAUCUUCAGCAUGGUGGUGGAUGCCAGUGUGACGGGAAUGCUGUUGCAGCGCUUCACUCGGAUCAAGAUGAGAGUUCUAAUCAUCACCAGCGAGAAUGAGUUUCUCGGCCAGGACUUUCGCUACGUUCAGUGGAAGAUUAUCGAGAAUGGCACCUCGGAGCAAUCGAACAUGCCCUUUCGACUGGUCACCAUCGAGUCCCGGGCACUGACCUUCAAGUUCCUGGAAAGCCUAAACGAGACUUGUGUUUCCGAGUGCCACAUGUUCAUACCGCCGCAGUUCGCAAACCAAGAGCCCAAGUGCACGGAUCGCAAUAUAUCCAAUUCGAUGCUGUUGGUCACCGACUUAAAGGCGGAUCAGCGGUAUAAUCUGCACUUUUACAAUUGCAAGACCCGCAUUUUCUACGGCGAGUUGGAUGUCAAGACCGAACAGGAUCCUCCUGGCACCAUCAGUAACUCAAGGCUGAUUAAGCAGAAUGGCCUGAAACUUAUAUGGGAACCACCCGUAAACCCCAAUGGACGCGUACACCACUACGACAUUAGGUGGAGUCUGGACAAUGUCACCCAUGAGGCUAUUGUUAAAGAGUGCAAGCAUUGCUCCUAUAAGUUUCCAAAUGUUUCGGAAACAGCCAAAAUCCAUGUGGCUGUCCGAGUGAUGGGCGACACUGGAGCAGGAGCUCCCAUUUACUUUGACAUGGUGAGAAACAACCACACCCUACUGGAGGAGGACCACGAAUCCUCUCGGUCAGAGGUAUACAGCGGCAUUGCCAUCGGAUCGCUGUUGUCCAUCGUCUGUGUCUUGCUCUUCGGACUGUUUAUAAUCUUUCAGCAGCGACGCUUCAAGGCACGCCCCCAGGGGCCCUCUCACCUGACCACCCCCACGGACAUUACCUUCGGUAAUCUGAGCAGUGCGUCAGGAAUGCCGGGCGACAGUGCCGGUGGACUGAGUGGGAGUACACUGCAGCAGGAUUGCCACGAAAUGCAGACACUCAUUCCGCGGUCGCGCUACCACAUCGAAUUGCUGCCGGAGCACACACUGGAAUAUCAGACGAGUUCAGCAGCCGCAGCAGCGGCUGUGGUCCACCUGACCAAUGGUAACGGGAGCGUGCAGGUGGCCCGGCGUUCGGAUCAGGAGGAUCUCAGCAUUACCGGAGUGCACAAUCUGUCGCAGCUGCCGCUGUGUCAGUCCACGUCACCGGAACGGAAGACCGUUCAGGAUGCCAUGCGGCAGGAGGCAAAGGCCUUCUACAUACCCUACCGACACGCUCCGCCGAACGCUGUGGCUCUGAGCGGCGGUGGCCACAAACAGCGGGCGGCCAGCAACUCUGAGCUGGAGGUGGUGGUGCCGCCGAACUCACUACCAUUGGUCUCCACCAUGCCGGGCUUGGGCGGAGGAGGCACCGCAAGUGUCGGCAUUAAUGGGGGUGGAAGUGUCGGUGCUCGACGCAGUGGUAGUCUAAGCAGCAGCAGCGCCAGCAGUAGCAGCAACGGCUCCAGCAAGAAGCAAUUCCACACCAACUUUGUGCGCCACUCGAACUCCAAUGACGGCAUCUGCCUGCUGGCCGAGGAGGAGGCUGCCGCCACUCUGACACCCACCUCGGAGCGCGAGUAUGCGGCUGUCUGCCUCACCAAUGGUUUCAAGCUGCCCGCCGAUGUGGCCAAAACAGGCACCCAUUACAGCACUAACAACAACAACAGCAGCAGCAGCAGUAGCAACAGCAGCAAAACCGGUGCCGUCGGCAACAAAAGUCAGAAAGCCGCAGCAAAUGCCUGCGGCGGCCAGACGAAGGAUCGGCCGCGUCGAGGCAAUGGUAAUCCGAUCUCGUUCGGCCACAAUGCCACAUCCAUAGUUCCUGCCAACGGACCCGCAGCAGCAGCGUAUCCUGCGGCCGUUAACCACAACAACACAACCAGCAAACAGUCCUGGCCGGCGGCGACGGUGGCCCAUAGAAGGGCCCAGGUGGAUCCAAACGGGUGAAGCCAACAGCAGCCAGUUGAGAACAAGUAUUUUUACGAAGCUACCACAUAGAAGCAAACAAAACUACAUAAGUUACAAACAAAGAAAACAAAAUAUUGAAAUCAUUCGCAGCUUGAAACAUUCCAAAAGAGAAGAGAAGAUUAUAAGAGAGAUAUAUGUGUAGGAUCACAGUGCGUAUUAGUGAUGUUAAGCAUUUAUAAAGAGUACAUUUUAUAAAUGUAAAUAUUUAGAAACUGAAACUAUGGAACUAUGGGAGAAAUGAUAAUAUAAGCUGAUAUUUAUACACACACACACAUGCACACUUAUCUGCAUAGGACACAAUGUCUACAUACGCUAAGUUGUAUGCUAUAGUUUUUUUUCUCGCGAUUUUACAUUUAUUCUAUUUGUAUUUGUUUAGUUUUUGUUUGUUUUCGUUAAUUGAGGCUAAUUUUUAUUUGUAAUUUCUUAAAAUACAUAAAUACAGGCACUAUUUAUUGUUGCUUUCGAUGCAAAUACAUAAACAUAUAGACAGACAUACCAUACAAACAUAAACAGAUCGAUCAGCCAACAAGUAUGCAUUUCCAUAUUUGUCGCCAAUAAUUACUACGUUUAGCAAUUGUAUCAUGAAUGCCGCAAAAAAUUCAAUUACACUCACAUAGUAGAAAACGCAAACAGUACAGCCAAAAAACCACACACUCACACAUUGCAAUAGACCAUACACUCAACCACAAGCCACCCACUCAAAAACCACUUAACCACAAUAGUCACAAGUGUUCACAUCGAUUUCGAUUUAAAACGUAAUAUAUUCAAUAAUAUUUGUAAUUUGUAAUUUUAUUUUAUUUAUAUAUUUGUAGUCUUUUUUAAUGUUAACGAAGAGUUUCAUUUCUGCAUAUUUACUGCUGCAUUUUGUUUUGUUUAUAAAACCGAUAUAUCAAAUGUACCUGAUUAUAUUCAUUUUGCAUUCUUGUUUUUUGUGCUCUCGCUCACACAUACCCACUCAAAAGCAAAAGCAAACACAGAGACACACAUGUAGACCCGUUAACACACACCUACCAAACUCCAAUUUGUGCACAUUCAUAUUACAUAACUAAUAAUAAGCCACAAAAUCCAUCGUAAUACAACCGAAUUGUAUAUUAGAUUCACCAAUCGUACCUCGUUUGUGCAAAACCAACAAAACCUGUAGCUACGCCAAAACAGAAAUACCCACAAAAAUGCAUGCAAAGCCGUUUCCUGAGCUCCUGCUCCUUUUCCACUGAUAAUAUUUUUGAAAUGCAUACGAAAAGCCAGUUUAGUCCGACACAAGCAACUGGCUUAACAGCGAACUAUGCAUUUUGUGAAUUAUUGUUCAGUGUGAAACGAGAAGAUUGUUGCACGAUACAAGCCCAUACCUAAAAUAUACAUAUGUAAACAUAGAUGAAGCAUUCCACAAACGUAUGCAUUUUGCAGAUUCACAACACACAACAGACACACACACCAGACAAUGGAAGCUCUAACACCAAUUGGAGACUAGUUUCAAGGGUGUUAAACAUUAAAAACAAAAUAAAUGAAAAAUAUUACAUACGAAUAUAUGCUUUGUAUGAUUCAAUGUGAACGAAAAUGUGUUUGAAAACUGUAACUGUAUACGUAUUUAGAGUCUAAGUGCAAUACCAAGAAAUAAUUAAAUAGCAAAAGGUAAUCCGUAAGAUCCCUGAGACAGAACAAACCAACAACUAUAAACAAUAGUACCUUUCCACUCAAGCAGAAGCAACAUUAUGAAUCUUAUCUAACCAAGUGAGUUGCGAAUUCCAUCCCAGUAUAGACCAUCAGUAAUAUAACAAUCUAUAUUAAAUUGUGUUCAAGAUGAAAUAAGCCACAGAUUUUGCAUUUCUACGAAUAGCCCAAUAAUUGUAAAAUUAAAACUUAAAUCGUUGCAUCAAAACGACAAGAAUUAUAACUUUAACCUACAAAAAAGAAAGCAUUUAAAACAAAAGAAACAGAAAAUGUAUUCCGAAAGAACAACUCAAAAUUCCUAGAAAAAAAUAAAUAUAUAAACGAAAAAAAACAAUUUUAAAUGUUACGAAAAUUAAGAGAACGAAAAUUAACUAAAACUAUUAUACAUUAUAUGCAGAAAAAGGCAACAAGAAAAUUUAUGUACUAAAGUUAAAUAAUUAGGCAUAAAAGAACCAUAUGAAUGUACGUGUUUGGAAAAAGAUACGAAAAGAAAUGGAUAAGAGUUUGAAAUUAAGUAAAUAGAUGCGAUUGUGAUCGCCGAGUAAGUGGAUGUGAUAAAUGUUUAAAUUAUUUAAGCGCAAAAACAAUAAAGAGAUAAAGAAAUUAAUAAUUAGGAAGACAUACAUACAUAAUUAUAACAAAAACAAAAAAUAAAAAUAAAAAUGCGUAUUGCGACUUUUGCAACGGUUUUUGCCCAACGGAAACCACUCAUUAACUAAGAGUCCACUAAAAUUGUAAGCCAACAAUUAUUUUGUUCUUGUCUUUGGCAAAACUGCUGCUCCUAGCACACACUCUCUACUAAGUAUAUAUAUUUUAAUUUUUGUAAUUUUAGUUUGCUUUAAGUCCGCAUACUGUAUACCUCAUUAGUAGAGUGUGGCAAGUAACUAAAUUUAAUGAACCUAUUUAGGCUUGAUUUCCUCAUUUUACAAUCUGAAAAGGGAGUAUUUGAACUAUCCGUAACUGAACAAACGAAACAAACUAAUGUAUUUUUUAUGCAAUUUAUAUGCAUUGUCUAUAUAAUGCAGGUGAAAUUAAUUAUUUGUAGCUACCAAGCUGCCAACGGUUCGUGUUAAAGAUUUUCAAACUAAAUUUUGUGGCAACCAACAACUAAGCAGCCAAAAACGAAAAUUCAAUAUCAAUGGAUGGAUUAGCGUGUCUAAAGAGUCUAAGAGAAAAAUGUAACAACGCUCGAUGUUUGUUUAGAGAAUACAGAAGAUAUGGCAAAGAAAAAAUGAAUGCAACCUUAAACUAUUGGAAAAAUAUACUAAAAUCUAAGUUAUGAUGGAAAACAUG